Prionailurus viverrinus (fishing cat) is the source of this 761-nucleotide messenger RNA. RefSeq names its product ubiquitin-like. Gene Ontology annotation, molecular function: ubiquitin protein ligase binding; protein tag activity. Gene Ontology annotation, cellular component: cytoplasm; nucleus. The record is from RefSeq and is a predicted model, not a curated record. Gene Ontology annotation, biological process: protein ubiquitination; modification-dependent protein catabolic process. Lineage: Eukaryota; Metazoa; Chordata; Mammalia; Carnivora; Felidae.
UUUGUAUGUUGGUGUGGAGGUGACUCAUUGUGAUUGGAUUUAGUGUCUUUGCAUUCGCUAGCAGGUCAAAAUGCAAAUCUUCACUAAGACUUUGACCGGCAAGACUAUUGCCUUGGAAGUGGAAUCCAGUGACACCAUAGAAAAGAUCCAGGAUAAAGAGCUCAUUAUUGCAGGCAAGCAUCUGGAAGAUGACCAGGCUCUUUUUGAUUACAAUAUCCUGAAAGGGUCGACCCUGUACCCUGCCCUGCAUCUGAGGCGUGGUAUGCAGAUGUUUGCGAAGACCCUGACUGUCAAGACCAUCACUCUGGAGGUGGAGCCCAGUGACACCAUUGAGAAUGUGAAAGCUGAGAUCCAAGAUAAAGAAGGGAUCUGCCCUGACCAGCAGAGGCUCACCUUUUUGCAGGCAAAGCUGCUGGAAGAUAGCCGCACUCUUUCUGAUUACAGCACCCAGAAAGGAUCAACCCUGCACCUGGUUCUCCAUCUGAGGGGUGGCUGUUAAUUCUUCAGUCUUGAAUUUAUAUACCCAAUGAUGGCAUUACUCUGCGUUCUAGCCAUUUGCCCCACUCUAGGUUUAGAUAUUACCGGUUUCAUUAAAGCUGAAUUGAUGUUUUUUUCGAUAGCUAUUCAAAAUGUUAAUAAAGGUUUUGUUGCAUGGUAAAAAAAUUUUUUUAACAAAUUGAAAACUAUAACAACAUAUUCAAAACCAAUUUUGAAAGAAAAAACGUACAAUUUUUUUUUUUUCAAUUUAACUGAAUCAUAUC